AUGGCGCUUGGAGAAUUAAGAAUUUGUGGUACAAAAAUAACUUUAUUAGCAACCAUUUUUAAUAAAUGCACAAACUUAACCACUUUAACGCUUUCAAGCAAUGCCCUUGGUCCAGAAGGUGGAAGAACGAUAGCAGAAGCACUUUACAAUAAUAAGACUCUAACACAUUUGCAUAUUUGGAGUAAUCAAAUUGAUUCAAAUGUGGAUCUUAGCAAAAAUCAUAUUGGCUUCGAAGCAGGAAAAGAUUUAGCAGAGGCCCUUCAUAAAAACACUAAUUUAACUUCCUUAUUUCUUUCUGGUAAUGAUAUUGAUAGCAUUACUUUUCAUAGAAUUCGUGAUUUGCUUAAAAAGAACGAAGAACGACUAAUUUUUCAAGGGCUUAAUAAUAACAAUUUUUUCUAUAAAUAUGACUAUUGA
Molecule: messenger RNA, 417 nt
Organism: Cetraspora pellucida
Lineage: Eukaryota; Fungi; Glomeromycota; Glomeromycetes; Diversisporales; Gigasporaceae
Source: the annotation of a GenBank genome assembly